AACAACAAAGGGUUUUACUUCCGGGUCACCUUGCUCAGCUUCACUGCUCGCUGUUUUGAGGGGCUGCAGGUGUGUUCGUGUGUUGUUUUCGUGAUGUAUCAUCAACCUGUGCUGAAAAACCGGCGGACGCUUCUUGAGAGAGCAGAGAAGUUCAUCUCUGAUAUUUACUUCACUGAUUGUAACCUGAGAGGACGGUAAGGAUUUGUUCAUACACACUGAGACUGAGAUAAGCUUUCAUUUUGCUGAUUACUAAAAACUACUUUCUACAGCUGGACAUCUGCAAUAGUUUGUUUACACUAUAAUUAAAGUACUUAUUUUAAGCUUUGCAUUAUAAUGGACACCUCCCCAUAUUUAUUCAUUCACUCUUAUACUUGAAUAGAGGAGAGUGGAGUAAGUUGAGCCAAAGGGUAAGUUGAGCCACCCCCUGUUGCUUGGAAAUAGUAAAAGAAAUUGAUAAUGUGACCAAAUAUUUAGGAGAUGGGCAUCAAUUCAUGGAGUCUGUGAAGGUUAGAAGCACAUGGGUGAAGGGGUUAGACAUUAAUUUCCAAAUAAAACAUUUUUCACUCUUGAAAGUGAAUUUAGUCUGUCAUGAGUUUUAUUAGAAUUGUGUUCAGACCAAAAAAGAUCAUUUUAAAUUUGUUUUAUACAUCAAUUGUGGUAUUUAUGAGCUACAACAUGAGGUCACAUAAAAGUCCACCCCAUACACGGGGUAAGUUGAUCAUAGGAGACCACUUUUUUUGGCAUGCUAUAUUAUGUUUACACUCAUUCUGUUUGUUUGCAGGGAUGUGCAACAUCUUGAAAUAUAUGCAGAUACACUAGUUAGAGAUAAAACUAUGAUUGCCUUGAUGUAGUGAUCCGAAAUAUGAAAAAUGGCUCAUCACACACCAUCAUAAAUGAUAUACAUGUGUUUCUUCUUGUGCCAGACUUGUUGUGACUUUCUCAAUGAUUCUUUCUCUGUACAGACUCUAUGGAGACUCUUGCUCGCUCGAGUCCAUCGCCUCCUUCUUGUCUCCUAAGCGGAUCACAUUCAGUGAAGCUUCCCAGCAGAUCUUUGUACCCUAUAAAGUAGGCGAUACCUUUGGACCCACGUAAGUUAAAUAUUUUAUAACCCUCAGAUCUGCUAUUCAAUCUUGGCAACAACUCAUGCCUUUGAUGCUUUCUUACAGUUGGUGGACUUGCUGGUUUAAAGUGACCCUGAAAAUCCCAGAAACCUGGAGAGGGAAAGAGGUUCAUCUCCGGUGGGAAAGUGAUGGAGAAGGAAUGGUCUGGAGGGAUGAACAGCCAGUUCAGGUUAUACAGCAAUAGUAAAUACAAAGCAGACAAGAUUAAAGAGCAGAAAUUAUACAACAUCAUUUUAAAAAGUUUCAUUUAGACAUGUGAUACUUUAAAUUUCAGGGUCUGACUAAAGAAGGAGAAAAGACGAGUUACAUCUUAUCGGACUGUCUGAAAGAUGAUGAGCCUCACAGGUCAGCUAAUUAAAAUAUCAUCAACUUUGCCCACUGAGUUAUUUUGCCACCUUUAGCUAAAAGGUGAAUAUUUUCCAUUGUUCUUCAGUCUGUCUCUUUAUGUAGAGGUGGCCUGUAAUGGGCUUUUUGGAGCUGGUCAGGAGAUCUUCAUCGGAGCACCAGAUCCAAACAAGAAGUUCUCGGUGCAGAAGGCUGAGCUGGUGGUUUUUAACCGAGAUGUGCAGGAGCUGCUCACUGAUUUUGAGAUGCUGAUUGACAUUGUGAAGGUGAGGAUACACUAAAAGAAACACACUGCAAUGUUUUCCUCUGGUUUCAGUUUAAUCUAAUUUUAUACUUUACAGGAACUCGGGGAAGGGGAGCAACGAGGAUAUCAGGCACUUUUUACCGUCAAUGAGAUGGUGAACCUCUGCGAUCCCUCUGAUCCAACCACCUUCUCCAAAGCACGCAGCCUUGCCCACAGCUUCUUCAGCCAAAGAAACGGAGAGAGUCAGCACACAGCUCAUGCGAUGGGCCACUGCCACAUAGACUCAGGUAUGUUUAUAUUUCUGUUCUUGAGCGAUGCUUCGGAGUUGAUCCUUUACCCCUCCUCAGUCUUGGUUAUUUUCAUCCUCUUAAGUACACAAAUCAGUUUAAUACUAAUAAGUUGAGUCAGACACCUCAUGUUUGUAAAAGCAUGAAAUGUUAACAGCAGGACCACAGUUUCUGUCAGGCAUCUGGGCCCUGACAUGAUUACUCCAUACAGGAAUUUGAGGAGUGACGAGCUUAAAGCUUAACUCCUACUUGGCAAACAGCACUAGAGUAGAGAAGUGGUGGUGGUAAUGAUGUGUGGGAGAGGGAGAUAAAGAAAAUUUACUGACUAGAUAGAUUGCUAAACUGGGGGGAGGUGAUUUUGUAGGAUGAUUGUAAAACCAUUGCGGCCAAAUUUGCCCUCCUGAACACAGUUUGCCCUCAGAUGCACAUUUUUAGACAGAAGUAUCAAAGAAAUAGUCUGUGCUAUCUCACAAAUACAAAUUUAACAAAGUGCACACAUCCUACAGCACUGUGUCUGUAUAUUAUAUGACUAUAAAACUAUGACUCUGUUGUGUCUGCAGCUUGGCUGUGGCCUUACGAAGAAACUAUCCGCAAAUGUGGUCGAAGCUGGGUGACCGUGAUCCGUCUGAUGGAGAAGAACCCGGACUUUGUGUUCACUUGCUCUCAGGUAAUUGACCUUUAAUUCACUUCUUAGUCAUUUUAAGUUUAAAAGAAUCUGAGCCGUCCUCUUCAGUUUUUAGGGUUUUUAUUGUUUUUGUCCAGGCCCAGCAGUUCCAGUGGGUGAAGAGCUGGUACCCUGGACUCUUCUUGGAGAUUCAGCAAUAUGUCAAGAAAGGACAGUUCAUUCCAGUCGGAGGAACGUGGGUGGAAAUGGUGAGUCUGUCUCUUUAAAUUCAUAUUUUCUUUAGCUAAAAGAUGCUAAUGAGGUGUUUUCCUGUCAGGAUGGUAACCUGCCUUCAGGUGAGUCGAUGGUUCGGCAGUUCCUGGAGGGUCAGCGCUUCUUUAACCAAGAGUUUGGGAUCUAUUGCAAAGAGGUAGGCAUUUGUACAAACAGAAGACACACAAAUAACCUGUUGAUCUUUUUAUAUUGUCUGCUGCCGUACAUCUGUGAGCACCUGUAAAUCACAAAUUCAUAAUAUCAGGAUUGUUUCUCCAUCGUCUCUAGUUUUGGCUUCCAGAUACGUUUGGCUAUUCUGCCCAACUUCCUCAAAUCAUGCAGGGCAGUGGCAUUUCCAAUUUCCUAACACAGAAGCUGAGCUGGAACCUGGUCAACACCUUCCCUGUAAGAUAAACAACCAAGCUGUUUCGAAGAAAAAAUAAGAAAAGAGGUGUUUCAUUUUUGGUUUUGAUUUCUUUUUCUCAAAGCACAACACGUUUUUCUGGGAAGGUCUUGACGGCUCCAAGGUUUUAACUCACUUCCCACCGGGAAAUUCCUACGAGAUGAAGGGCAAGGUUGAAGAUGUGAGUUUGGAUUUAGUUGUGAAAAUCUUUUCAAAUGUUGAGUCUGAUAAGACGUGAUGUUUAUGAUCCUGACUUAGCUUACAUUCAUGUUGGUUUCCCGUACUCACAGCUGGUGAAAACUGUGAAGAAUAACAAGGACAAAGGACGGGUCAACCACAGCGCAGUGCUGUUCGGUUUUGGUGAUGGAGGGGGUGGACCCACGCAACUCAUGCUGGACAGACUGCACCGGGUCCAGGACACAGAUGGACUUCCCAGGUCAGUUCCUGUCUCAUCCUCAAAUUUAGCACUCAACAGUGACAGAAACCAAGCCCAAACUGAGGCAGACAGACGUCAAACAAAUACAUUUGUCAUGACUUUUCCUGCACCCCAGGAUUCAUUUCCUCUGGGUGUGUGGUCACGUAGGCAGUGGUCUCCUCCUUACUUGUUAAAACAUGAGGAUAUGAGAGAUUCCUGCUGAUGUCAUUACUGGGUUGAUAUACAAUACUGGUUAGUGGAGUCAUGUUUUAGUCAGAGAGAUGUGCAGCCGAUGAAGUCAGCGGUCACCCUCAUCUCUGAUUUCUGUGUGUUUCCCAGGGUUCAGACGUCCAGUCCGGACACACUUUUCUCUCAGCUUCAGGCUGACUCAGCUCUGCUCUGCACUUGGACCGGAGAGCUCUUCCUGGAGCUGCACAAUGGGACCUACACCACACAGGCUCAGGUAGAAUAAACAAGCUCUCCAGAGUCCUCCUCCUCCAGAAAAACAAACAGAAUUCCAGACUAAGAAGAGGACAUAAUAAGAACAGCAAACAUCAUAAAACGAUAAAGUUUGAAAGCACGUGUUUUGUAAUUGUACAUGCACUCUUAUUGUUACACUGGAGUUCACAAACCAGUGAUGUGCAAAAUAAUUCAGAGUUGGCUGUUUUUGAUGAAGUGAAGUUACUUUAUAUUUUCUAAUCUUCAUUCUAGAUAAAAUGUGGGAACCGUCAGUGUGAGACACUGCUUCAUGACACAGAGAUAGUCAGCAGCCUGGCGAUGAGUCAGAACAGAACAUUCCAGUAUCCUGUGGAAAGACUACAGAAGCUCUGGAGGUCCGAUCACACGCCCAGUUAUGAAUAUAAAAAAUAGAAAAGGAAGAAAUCUUUCCCUUUGAGGUUGAUAUUGUUUUGUUUUCUUAUUUUUUUCUGUCCAGGCUGCUUCUUCUGAAUCAGUUCCAUGAUGUUAUUCCCGGAAGCUGCAUAGAGCUGGUUGUGGAGGAUGCACUCAGGUAUUAUGAAGGUACUUUUCCAGCGACUAUUCAUUUUCACUCAGUCAUAUUGAUUUGUUGUUUUGCACAAUGAAAGCACACCGUCCUGCUGUGUCUCAGAUAUCCGCAGUGAUGGUGCUGCAUUGCUGCAGGAUGCUCUAAAAGUCCUGGGCUCAAAGGGAGACAACGCUGGUGUGUUCAACUCUCUGCCAUGGGAGCGCCAUGAGGUCAUCCAGGUCCAAGAUGGUGCUGGAAAACCUGGUCUAGGUCUGCCUGUAGUUUAUCAUUACUUUGUUGCCUCCUGAGGUGAUACAGCUGCAGUUUUGAUGCUCUGUGUUGUUUGAUGUUUCCCAGCUCUGGUAAAUGUUCCAAGCAUUGGUCUGUCUCUGGUCAAAGACACGUCCCCUGUGGCUCCUGUCUCUGUCACUGUUCAAGUGAGUAUCACAUCCAGAGAGCGUAUAAUUUACUUAUCCAUGUUGUUAUUUCAUUUGGCUUAAAGAGAUGUUCCGCGAUUGUGCAGGGUGAUGGAACAGUCGUCAUGGAGAACGGGAUUUUAAAGGCUGUCGUAAACACAGACGGCACAUUGGCAUCACUGUGUUUGAUCAACGCAAACAGGUACUCAGAAACCACAUGGGAAACUCUCUGUACUCAAAUACAGAAUUCAGAUUAAUCCACAUCUCCAUUUUGUACAGAGAAACCAUCUCUGACGGAUGUAAUGGGAACCAGUUUGUCAUUUUUGAUGAUGUCCCUCUGUACUGGGAUGCUUGGGAUGUGAUGGACUACCACCUACAGACGAGGUAUUAAUCAUGAAAGCUGAAUACAUACAACAGCAUUAGUAAUUGAUAUAGACCUGAAUGUGAAAACCUAAAACCUGCUAAAUUUACCUGAUAGGAAGCCAGUGCUAGAGGUGGUCCAGCCUGUUCAUGUGGUGUCAUCAGACCCGCUCAGAGGCAGAGUCAGCUUCACUCUCAGGAUCAGUGAUAAGAGCAUCAUCACUCAGGAGAUUGUCAUGGACGCCAUGUGUCCGUACAUCAAGUUCAACACAGAGGUAUGUCUCUGGAAAUCAUUGAAUUUUUCAUUGACUUUUCCAUGAGUGACUAUUUUAUUCCCUAACUUCAGGUGAAAUGGGCGGAGUCUCACAAGUUUCUCAAAGUGGAGUUUCCUGUGCGAGUACACAGCCCCAAUGCAACCUACGAGAUCCAGUUUGGCCAUCUGCAGAGGCCUACACACAGGAACACUUCCUGGGACUGGGCCAGAUUCGAAGUAAGACCCUAUGAGCAGUCACUUAAGUUUUUACUAGAGCGUCAAGGAAAUUCAGACCAAAUAUCUCCUUCUCAGAGGAUUUAAAGGUUUCUCCAGCCCAAUGAAGACCAGAAAAUAAGGAAACAGACCUUUGAAUGCUGCGUGAAAUCAACCGAUCAAAAAUGUUCAGUGCUGCAGGUCAUGCCCCUAAAUCCCAGUACUCUUAGGAAGUUCUGUCCUUUGAGCAGGACUCUUUAGGGCAGCAGAAAAAACUCCUGAGACAAUCAAAACUUUGGCUCCUGUGGCUGAAAGUACCUGAGAUCAGCUUAACAUUGUGAAGCUGUUUUAACUGAAGUUAUUUGGGCAAAUUGUUUUGUAAUGAUUUUGCUGUUUUUUGUCCUCAGGUUUGGGGUCACAAGUGGGCUGAUCUGUCCGAGCACAACUUUGGAGUUGCGCUGCUGAAUGACUGCAAAUAUGGCUAUUCAGUCCACAAGAACACAAUGACCCUGUCUCUGUGAGGACCUGCACUGUUCAAUAAUCACUGUUAAACAAACCAAAUGUUGUGUUCAGCUUGUUUUGAAAUAGUUUGUACGUCUAAUAGUUGAUGUUUUUCUUAGACUGAGAGCACCGAAGGCCCCAGAUGCCAACGCUGACAUGGGCACUCACCAUGUUACCUACGCAAUCAUGCCACACGCAGGUAGUGUUUUGUGUUUAAAUAGAUCGCUGUCAUAUAAAAAUAGCAGGUCAUUUGUACUAUAAUAACCUGUGUUGUGAUGAAGGAUCCUUCCAAGAGGCCUCCGUUAUCCAGUGUGCCUACAAUCUGAACUUCCCUCUGAGGUCAAUCCAGUGCGCCUCCGACACUCAGCCCUGGAGUGCCUUUUCCGUCAGCGCUGCAGCGGUGAUCCUCGAGACCAUCAAACAGGUGAGCCAUUAGCCGCAGGACCUGAUUAUACUUGACCCUCUCCUCUCAGCCUAUUCAUAGACGUUUAUUCCUCUUACAACAAAAGGCCGAGGACAGGAACAGAGCACUCGUAGUCCGUCUUUAUGAGUCACACGGGAGCCACGUGACCGCUACUCUCCGCACCACCCUUCCGGUCAGGGAGGCUUGGCAGUGAGUGUUUUUCUGUUUAUGAAGUGUAGUACAGUCUCGUGUUUUUGUGGCAUUGUCCCCUGUGAACUAAUCUUUUAAAAAUCCUUCCUCUUUCAGUUGCGAUCUGCUGGAGAGACCAGACCCCACCCGCCCCGCACACAUUACGUCAGAGGGAAUCGCCCUGAACUUCAGCCCGUUCCAAAUUGUGUCACUUCUUCUUAUCCUCUGAAUCUGUUUCUCACCAAAACUACAGUGAUUUCAAGUUCAGCUCUUUAGCCUUAUUUACUAGAAGAAACAAUUCAAAAUUAGUAAAUAUCACAUUUGGUGCUGGUCCGUUGAUCAUAUACAAGGACACUUAACAUGAAGGGGAUCAUUUUGAAAUUAUAAAGGGUUAAUUUUGCAUCAAAUCACACAAACGGCACAACUUUGGUAGAAAAGUGUUUUAUUAAAAAAAUAUGUAAAAAAAAAAAAUUAUAAGUGAAUAAAAACCGUCCCAUGUA
Molecule: messenger RNA, 7512 nt
Organism: Xyrichtys novacula (pearly razorfish)
Lineage: Eukaryota; Metazoa; Chordata; Actinopteri; Labriformes; Labridae
Source: the annotation of a GenBank genome assembly